UCUGUGGCGAGGUGAGUGGUUGUUUCUUGAGAACAGAGCGGACUAACCUUUAGAUUGUUUUUAAUUAUUGCAGUUAUAAUAACAUUCAUUUUAAGACAUUUUUCGUUUGGUUUUAGAGCAGAAGUAUGUUUUUACAGUGAUAAAUAUUUGACAUUGGUUUGAUAAAUGAUCGGGAUGUUGCCUAGUGGUAGUCGUGGUGGUAGUAGUGGUAGUGAAAACACAAAUGCUGUACCUUCUUCUACUAUUAUGAACACAAAAGAAAAAGAAAAGUAUAUAGAAGAUUUCGAGUUUCCUUUCUGCGAUGAAGCGUCGAAAUAUGAAAAAAUUGCUAAAAUUGGACAAGGAACUUUUGGAGAAGUGUUUAAAGCACGGGAAAAGAAAAACAAUAAAAAAACUGUUGCCAUGAAGAAGGUGUUGAUGGACAAUGAAAAAGAAGGUUUUCCAAUUACUGCUCUGAGAGAAAUCAGGAUAUUACAGUUAUUGAAACAUGAGAACGUAGUGAAUUUGAUUGAAAUUUGUAGAACCAAAGCUACCCAGUUCAACAGAUAUAGAUCGACAUUUUAUCUUGUUUUUGAUUUCUGUGAACAUGACUUGGCAGGACUACUGUCAAACGUUAAUGUUAAAUUCAGUUUGGGUGAGAUCAAAAAAGUUAUGCAGCAACUUCUCAACGGACUCUAUUAUAUUCACAGCAAUAAAAUUCUGCACCGUGACAUGAAAGCUGCAAAUGUGCUAAUUACAAAAACUGGAAUACUGAAACUUGCUGAUUUUGGACUGGCUAGGGCUUUUAGUGCAACAAAAAAUGGACAAGCCAACAGGUACACAAAUCGUGUGGUGACACUAUGGUACCGUCCACCAGAGCUGCUGUUAGGAGACCGCAACUAUGGUCCACCAGUAGACUUGUGGGGUGCUGGCUGCAUCAUGGCUGAGAUGUGGACACGCAGCCCCAUCAUGCAGGGUAACACUGAGCAGCAACAACUCACACUAAUAUCGCAGCUGUGUGGCUCCAUCACGCCUGACAUCUGGCCUGGCGUAGAGGCCCUGGAUCUAUUCAACAAGAUGGAAUUGCCCAGAGGGCAGAAGAGAAAAGUCAAAGAGCGACUGAAACCUUACGUGAAAGACCCAUUUGCAUGUGACCUAUUAGACAAAUUACUUGUGUUGGACCCGGGAAAGCGAGCAGACUCAGAUUCUGCUUUGAAUCAUGACUUCUUUUGGACGGACCCUAUGCCAUGUGACCUGAGCAAGAUGUUGGCACAGCAUACGCAGAGCAUGUUCGAAUAUCUUGCACCACCUCGCCGACCCGGUCACAUGCGACCACACCACCACCAGACGGGUGCAGUCCCAUCCUCCACUGUCACCAAACCUGUCUCCUCCAUGGAUAGCGGUUACCAGGAUCGAGUCUUUUAACUACCUCCUAUCUUACAUUCGUUUCGUUUUAGAAAUCAUUGAUAGAUUUUAAAUUUCAUUUUGUAAAUAGUCUUUUGUUAGAACUUUUUGUACUUACUAUUGACUCUUCCCGAGACUAAAUCGUUAGAAGAUUAUAGUGUGUGCUUUGAUUAUUUUUUAAUUCCAAAUGCAUUUUUACUACAUCAGAUUCAGUUUUCAGUUCAGUACACCAUCAAAAAACAGUGAAUUUUAUUCAGGUUUUUUUCUCUCCAAGAAAGUGAUAAGGUGCUAAAUACCAGUAUAUUACAAAUACUUCUGUUGUUUUAUAUUGCUUAAAAUAGAUUAAAGAUGUUUUGUUUUAACGUGUUAAAAUUCAAUCUAAUUUGUUAAAUCUAUUUGUAAAUAGCUUAGUAUUAAUUACUUCUUGUGUAGAUUAGAAAUAUAAAAUGCAAAAGAUGCAUUUAAGUUAUAAUUAAUUAGCACAUACGCAAUAUUAGUAUAAUGUGCUUAAAAGAUAUCAACUUUUAUAAUUAAUUUUUUAUUUUUUAUAAAUUUUUGGAAGUGAAUUAUUUGAAAUAAAAAUAGAUUUGAAAGAAAGCUCUUUCAUAAAUUGAA
Messenger RNA from Homalodisca vitripennis (glassy-winged sharpshooter), 1998 nucleotides. RefSeq names its product cyclin-dependent kinase 9 (gene Cdk9). Bases 166 to 1404 code for a protein of 412 amino acids. Lineage: Eukaryota; Metazoa; Arthropoda; Insecta; Hemiptera; Cicadellidae. Gene Ontology annotation, molecular function: cyclin-dependent protein serine/threonine kinase activity; ATP binding. The transcript has 7 exons. Gene Ontology annotation, cellular component: nucleus. Gene Ontology annotation, biological process: protein phosphorylation. The record is from RefSeq and is a predicted model, not a curated record.